This is a messenger RNA of Salmo salar (Atlantic salmon), 921 nucleotides long. NCBI's taxonomy places the organism in Eukaryota, Metazoa, Chordata, Actinopteri, Salmoniformes, Salmonidae. The record is from RefSeq and is a predicted model, not a curated record.
AGGGUCUACUCUGCCUUUGAGAAACAGCAUGUUGUUGGUAUAGAUUUGCUGACUUAUACUGUGGACCAUUACUUUGAAGCAAGCAGUGUGAAUCUUGUGCCUCUGCCACUGCUGUGUUCCAAGCGGUGGACGAGACAGCUAAGUUGUAAGUAACCAUGAGUCGAGCCUGGGCCUUGUUUAAGGCCCACCCCUACAUCAGCAACGUGGUCGGAUACACAACCCUGUUCGCAUCCGCGGACCUCAUACAGCAAAGCAUGCUUGGAGGGAAACAGAGUGGUGGAUUAAACACAGACAAGGGAACACUCACCAUCCAUGACUCAGAGGGGGCCAAGCUUAACAUGGAGGGAACCAAUAUUUCCACUGGUACUAAAAGUGUCACAACAUGGGCUGAUAUUGACUGGUCCCAGACCGCUCGAGUGGCCUUUGUUGGGUUCUGUUUCCAUGCCAAUUUCAACUACCAUUGGCUGAAGGGGCUGGAGAGGAUGUUGCCAGGGGGAGGGGCCAAAAGGGUGUCAGGGAAGGUAGUGCUGGAUCAACUGGUUGCUGCCCCCGCUACUAUCAGUGCCUUCUUCAUAGGUCUUAGUGUAUUAGAAAACAAAGAGGACCCAUUGGAAAACUGGAGGGAGAAAUUCUGGACUUCAUACAAGACUGGAGUGGUCUACUGGUCAACAAUGCAGGCAUUGAAUUUCUCCCUGGUUCCCCCAGUUGCUCGUACAGUGUUUGUGGGUGGCAUCACGCUGGUGUGGACAGUCUUCCUGUGCCAUUUCAGACAGCAGAAAGAUGAUACACAAACCAAACCCCCCUCUCACUGAUAUGGAUGUUAUUGGAUGGGUUGUGUGAUGAGAAAAUUGUGACAAUUGUUUAAUUGAAUAGCUUUUAUGUGCUGCACGCUUAUAACUUGAUUAAAGUAGUUAUUUUAAA